AUGGUGCCUCAUAAUUAAAAAACGUAUACUAUAUUUCCUCUGUAAAACUAAGUAUAUACAAAUAUCCAGCAGAAGGAAGUUGUGCGCUGAGAAAUACUGAAAAAGGAAGGGAAAUGAGAAAGGAGUUUUGCUGACAAAGUGAGGAAGUACAGAUUUAGUGAGAGAGAAAAAGGAGAAGUAAAUAUGGUGCAUAUAUAAGACCACCUACCAUUUUAAUAUCAACAAGACUUGGAAAUGCUACAACACACAGAAAAGCUAAGGCUCUUUUCUUUUUCAUCUACUUUGUUAAUUGUGUUGUCCCUUUACCUUUUCCUUCUCUCUGUCAAUCAAACUCAUGUUGCGUGGGUAUCUCACAUGGCGUGGGAAAAUGGGAGUACUCUCUCUUCUCUUUACUUUCCCUCAUCCAUUAUUUGCAAUUUUGCAACUAAAAUUUACUCACUGUGGCAGUCUGGUGGUGGUUGAAGUUGUCAUCUUAACUACAUGCCUUUAUUCAAGGAUCAUGGCCACACGUCUACCUAAAGGGAAUGGCCUUUUUUUGUUUAGACAGUGAAAUAAUGUUUAAACCAGGUCAUUACUGUCUGCAUAAUAAGAGAGAAGAUGGUAGGACUGGUAGCUACAUUGUGAUGACCGUCUAAUAAUUUUCUGUCUUUAUGUUUUAGUUAAUUCUUUGUUACUACUUUUUGGAGGCUUUAUUCUCGAAAAGUUCAAGAAUGUGACAAUUACUACAACAUAACAAUUUUGAUCUUAACUUUCAGUUUGACUGUUGUGAAUAUCUUUGCUAGGAUUUGCUUUUGAAAUCUUUAGCAAUUUCAAAAACCGAACAUAGGGUUUUUUUUUUUGGAUAGGAUAAUACCUGCUUUUCCUAGUUUCGAAAGAUUUAAAAAAUAUGCUUUUAGGAUGUAGACAACUAUAAAGGCUAAGAGACCUAAUUUUAAAACCAAACUGGCUAUCAAAACCUAAUAAAAGAAGUCUUAGAUGGCUGUGGCAAAGAUUUUCAAUCUCCAGAUAAGGAAAACCCUCACUGGACAAUCUUGGUUUUCUUAAUUCCUAUGAACCAUUCUUCAUUAAUGCCAAGGACAAGAGGAAGGGUUACAGCAAGAUUGAAAAGGCAGCCGCUGUGAAUGAACAUAGGGGUCGCCAACUGGGAGGAGAUAAAGAGUAUGGUACAUUUGGUGGAAAGAAAAAGGAAUGGUAAAUAAUGUAAUGUGAUACAGAAGAAGAUUAAAUAAUGGGUCAAUCGAGAUUAAAGAGGGAGUAGUUCAGCUAAUAAAAAGGAACAUUUAAUGCAUGAUGAAGAUUUUAAAUUGUUUGAGAGGUUUAGAGUUUCCAGGACAUUUGUUGGGAGAGAGUGAAACCUGGCAGCCUGCUUUUAAAUUCCACUAUAAUUACGGGGAGAAAGCUAGGAAAGCUGCUACUCUUUUGUCAUUUUCUUGAUAGACCAGUGCUCUUUUGAACUCCCUUCUUCAAUACUAUGUAUAUAACAAUGCCAUGGAAAACUGGCUCCUCGACUCCAUAGCUUCACUUCACUUCAAUCUCUCUCUCUCUCUCUCUGAACCAGAAGAUUUUUGGUCACUCAUCGCUUUCUGAACUGGGACUUUCCCUCCAAUGGCUGUGGUAUGUGCUGAAGCAGCACCACAACCACUUAGAGCACAGGUUUGGAUCUUGAAAGUUUCUAUUCACUGUGAAGGAUGCAAGAGGAAGGUUAAGAAAGUUCUACAGAGCAUUGACGGUGUUUAUACGACCGUCAUUGAUUCAGAACAGCAGAAAGUUACGGUCACCGGAAAUGUUAGUCUUGAGACUCUGACCAAGAGGCUCGCAAGAGCAGGUAAACAAGCGGAAAUUUGGCCAGAAAAGCCAGCAGAAAAAGCGAAGCAGUUCAUCAAGAUGUUGGCGACUGACAAAGGGAAUGGCCAAGAAAAUGGAAGAAGUCCGAGUACAAACAAAGCUUCAGCAAAGAAGGUUGAGUUUAGGGUCAGCCCUGACAAGAAUAACCGUGUAGAACAGAUUGAAAAGUUAAAGAAUAAUGGAAGCUCUACCAAAAAGCUUCCGGCUGGGGAGUCGCCGCCGGUGGCCAACUACAAGGGCAAUGCUACUGGACAUGAGGGUUAUUCUCCAGACAAAAGUGGUGUAGGGCAGAGUGGUGAAAAGAAGAAAAAGAAGGGGCAUCCAGGUAUUAACAACGGUGAUAAAUCAGGUUCAAACCCCCAGAAUGGACAUGGAACACUCAAUGUGGAUCCAGAUGUGGACCUAAGAAAUGGUAGCCCACUGGCCCAACAAAUAUACACGGGCCCUAAGGGUUAUUAUUUUCCUCCACCUAUUUUGGGGUUAAACUACUAUGCGCCGCAUUUAGUUAAAGGUCCUGAAUUGCUUUACCAUGUCCCACCGAUUCCAUUUUCACAUUCGAAUGAUCAGACUGGAAACUAUGAGGAUCAAGCAAAGCCACAGACCUACCUGGAUUAUUUCAGUGAAGAAAAUGCCCAUGGGUGCAUCAUUAUGUGAUCUACAACCCAGCCAAUCUCAAAUCAAAGGCAAGAGAUGAUGAUUUGAAGUGCUAAUAGUAAAACAGCGGAGCAUGAGUAUAGAUAGAUGUACAUGAGUGAGGUCCAAAAUGACAGGAAGGUUAUCAAGUAGCAAAGUUUUGAAGGGUUGGGUGCUUCUAAUUUUUUGGGUGAAAUGUACUUUAGGGUUAUUGUGUUCUCUGUCAAAUGAAAACUUUUUGCAGAAGCUUUCUAAUGACUCUGACUAGAAGUAAUCUAUAAAAUUAUUCAAUUUCAAGCUCA
Molecule: messenger RNA, 2780 nt
Organism: Cucurbita pepo subsp. pepo (vegetable marrow)
Lineage: Eukaryota; Viridiplantae; Streptophyta; Magnoliopsida; Cucurbitales; Cucurbitaceae
Molecular function (GO): metal ion binding
Source: RefSeq, a predicted model, not a curated record